Molecule: messenger RNA, 1719 nt
Organism: Paramuricea clavata
Lineage: Eukaryota; Metazoa; Cnidaria; Anthozoa; Malacalcyonacea; Plexauridae
Source: the annotation of a GenBank genome assembly
UAAUGCAUGCGCAGUUGACACGUUGGCUUAUUAAAUACCCCAGCAAUCCAUGUUGAUGUUGGAGAUGAAUUUUAUAUAAAUUUUCCAUUUAUCCAAACAGAAAUGAAUGCUAGUGAAUUAGAAAAACUUAUCCAAGAAUGUCAUGCAGCGAAAGAAAAAGCUUAUGCUCCAUACAGCAAAUUUCGUGUUGGUGCAGCCGUAUUGUGUGAGGAUGGUCAGAUUAUACAAGGAUGUAAUGUUGAAAAUGUCUCUCAUGGACACGGAUUGUGUGCUGAAAGAGCAGCUUUAGUACGAGCAGUAAGUCUAGGAUAUCGAAAGUUCAAAGCAAUUUCUGUUACAACGGAUGUUACUGAUAAAUGGACAUAUCCUUGUGGUUCCUGUCGUCAAUUUAUCGUUGAGUUUGGAAAUGAUUUAGAUAUAUAUCUCGUUAAAACAGACUCCACGUACAAGAAAGUGAAUAUUAAAGACAUAUUACCAUAUCCAUUUCAAGAUACUUUUCUGCCGUAGCAUUGACAAGAAUGCAAUACGCAGACGAAAUCAGGGAUUUGAUAUCACCUGGGAUAUUCAUAUUCAUUUUAUAUAGAGUGGCAGAGAGUUAUUAAACACUGACACUAUAUAAAAUACAAUAUUUAAAUAACAAUUUGAUAUAAAACUAAGGACUUGAAUUAAUAUUUUCUAUGGUUGAAUCAAUUUUCUCUAAUGCUUGUAUUACUGCUAUCACCUAGCUCAGACCAGGUGCUUCGGUUUGUUUUCCUGGGGCCGAAAAAGCCAGUUAGUUUAAUCCUGGGUUAACAAAAUCUUCAAAGCAAUCUUUAUUCCCAACAGUGUUUUCCCACAGAUCUUGUUUGGAUCAAGGGAAGUUCUGUUUUCUGAAGUUUUGAAGUAAACAGACACACAGAAAUACACAAACCAAAACAGCAGGCUAAAUUUUAACCCAGAGUUAGUGCUACUCCAGCUUCGAACAAACAGCCCCAGUUGUGUCAUGAUAGUAUGAUACACAAGACCAUUGUUCUUGGGUGGGUUAUCACCAAGACAGUACUCAACCUCGUUCCCAGGGUCUGUCCUUGGGAACGAGGUUGGACAGUACUAUAGAACUCCCAUUACUCCCUUAAUUGAGAGUUGUAAACAGGCCUCAACACUAACCUAACUAAAAUCACUAAAUUUGCAUUGCACAACAUUCUCAUCUCCUGUUUUACAUGUUUUCAACAAAAACUAGUUUCAAGGUUCAUCACCUGAUAUGAUGUAUGAAAUGUUAAGGACAUUUCAAAGAAUAUACAUGUAUGUAGUUCUAAGGAUGGAAGGACCAAUAGACUGUGCUGUUCAUUGCACUCCUGCCCCAGUGACCUCAUUUUUAUGCAUGUGGUUUUUCCUCAUGUUCUGUGCACAAGAGGCUUGUGUGUUUGGGAUCAAGAUCAAAGAGAAAUACAUUUGUGCACGAAACAUGGAGAUAUAACAUGUGUGCCUGCCAUGACAGCAUGUGUACCUGCCAUGUGAGUCACUGAGUCUUCCAUGCUAAAACAUGCAGGCAAACAUGAAAACAGGCAAAGUAGAGUUGACUGGAAGGAAUUUCAUGUAAAAACUAAUAGUAGUACUACUGUCACCACUAAAAAUAAAAGUAAACUGAGACCUCUGCUCCCAGGGUACAGUGUAUAUGAUAUUGAUUUUCUCGAUAUUUUUAUUUAAUUUUUGAAUAAAACAAAGUUAUGGAGAUUGAUUGCA